AAAAAAAACAGAGAGAGAAAGAGACCUUGAAGGAGAGCGAAGAGAGAGAAGGUGAGAGAGUUUUUAGCAGCGAGCGAUCGAAGCUUAACACAGAGCAGAAAAGAGAGCUCUUUCAUAUUAUCAUCACCAACGCCGAGAAAACAAAACUUUUCCCGGAAAAUGCACUGAGAAAAUUCACGCCAGAAGAACACGAAGAAAGAGAGGAAAAUAGAAAAUAGAGAGAGAAAGUAAGAGAGAGAGAGAGAGACAGAGCAAAAGGAUAGACGAAGCUCAAAACCGACCGGGUCACUACCGUUCGAUUUCUCUGCAAUUCAUCCGGUUCUCUGAGCUUUUGAAUUGAAAGGGCGGAUUUUGAUUGGUCGGGUUCCGUAAUUUGCAGUUCCGCGAGGAGCCAGGCCGAAAUUCUGGUGAUUCGAACUUAGGGUUUUGAUUUUUCCGAGGUUCUCAAUGAAUUAAGCUCGGGUUCAUGUGGUUUAUUGGUGGGAUUUAGCGAGUUCCGUACUGGGCUUGAUCUCUAGGGUUUUGGUCCCGAGAGGAUGAGAUUUGGGGCUGCAUUGUGCGCUUCGUUGGGUGAGAGAAUUCGAGGUUGUUCGGAGACAAGGGUUAUUGCAAUUCAGUUGGGGAUUAGGGUUUUUGGGGUUCCUGAGAUUUGGUGAAUGAUGCGCUCGUCUGUUUAUUUGGAUAUGAAGAGCUUCGCCAGUUGAUUAGGAAUAAUUAUGCGUGGGGUUUUCUGGAAACGGAAAUAACUCUAAGUUGGUUGGGAAUUGGAAGGAAAGUGGGGUUUUUUCUUUUAUUAUAUUUGAUUUUUGUGAAUGGUGUAUGAACCUGUUUAGUUAUUGAGAAAUGCAACCUCAGCAGUACUCGAGAAUUGAUUUGGCUGACUUGAAGGCUCAGUUAGUGAAAAGGAUUGGUGCCGAGAAGUCGAAACGGUAUUUUUACUACUUGAAUAAGUUGUUGAGUCAGAAGCUGAGCAAGAAAGAAUUCGAUAAGUUCUGUUGCCGAGAGCUUGGUAGUGAGAAUGUUUCUUUGCACAAUCAGUUCAUUCAGUCAAUCUUGAAGAAUGCAUGCCAAGCGAAGACCCCGCCGCCAAUUCAUGCAUCAGGUCCCCCUAAACUUGGAGUGCAAGCUGCAAACAGUUCUCCAAGCAGAGAAGAUGGGCAUGAGCAAGUUGGGGCUGGUUUCUCGAGUCAAAAUCAAAAUGUGCCCAUUCGGUCGAAUGGAGUUCUGCCCAUGUCGCCCCGAAAGAUUAGGUCAGGGAUACGUGAUCGUAAGCUCAAGGAUAGACCAAGUCCUCUUGGACCUAAUGGGAAGGUAGACAGUGUCUUGUACCCAUCUAUGGGGUUGGAAGAAAGUGGCAGUAAGGUUGGUAUGGAAAAUGGGGAUGCAACUCCAUGUGAUUAUCAGAGACCAGUUCAGCAUCUUCAACCAGUUGCUGAGAUGCCUGAGAUUGAAAGGGAAGUUGGGGUUUUGCGACCUACAGAGAAACCAAGAAUACACAGUAAGGAUCAGGCUGGAGGAGCCGUUGCCGAUGAUGAGGAAGAGGUGGAACAGUCAAACUGCUUGAAUUUCUCUAGAAGCCCCUUACUUGCUCCGCUUGGGAUUCCAUUUUGCUCAGCUAGUGUAGGUGGGGCCCGCAAAGCUACACCCGUUGUAGCUAGUUGUUAUGACAGCGGUGGGUUGUCUGACACGGAGACGCUGAGAAAACGCAUGGAGCAGAUCGCUGCAGCACAGGGUCUUGGAGGUGUUUCUAUGGAAUGUGCCAACAUGUUGAACAGCAUGUUGGAUGUUUACUUGAAGCGACUGAUCAGAUCUUGUGUCGAGUUGGUCGGAGCAAGGUCUUCGCACGAGCAAAAGAAGCACCCUGCCCAGAAGCAGCAGAUUCAAGGCAAGGUCAUCAAUGGCAUGUGGCCAAGUAAUCACUUGCACAUGCACACUGGCAAUGUAUCCGUGGAAGCUAUGCAGGAGCAGAGACCGCAGCGUUCAAUAUCCUUGCUUGAUUUUAAAGUUGCCAUGGAGUUAAAUCCACAGCAACUUGGAGACGACUGGCCAUUGCUGCUUGAGAAGAUUUGCAUGCUUACGCUUGAGGAAUGAAACACCUACAAAGAAUUGUUUCUCCAGAGCUUUGAUUGGGUCAAUCUGUUCUGGUUCAAAUGGCGCGACAGUUGUGGGAGGUGCAUUUAUGCAUCUACCUCUCUUGUCAUUGCCUGAAAGGACCAGAUGAGCCCCAAUUGGGUAAAUUUCGUCCCUCCAAGAGAUGCAAUGGCUUUGAGCUCGAAAUGUCUGCAUUUGCUCACUGCAAGCAAGCUCGGCCAGGAAUGAUUCAACUGCAACCAACCAAUACAGGGAUGUUUCAAAUUGAAUGCCCACAUUUGGUUGUGCUGUUUAAUGUUUAGCGUUGACAUUGGCUAUACCUGCUAUUAGUUCAGAUCUUGAGCUCUUGGUCUUAUUGACAGCGAAUGAAGAAAAAAUCGAAGAAAGUUUUGCAGAUAUACUGUUGUGUAACUUGGUCAAAGGUCAAAUCACUUGUACAAGAGCUGCAGUGUUGCUCUGUAUGUAUUUCUAAAAGCUGAUAUAGUUAAUUGGAAUUCUCAUAUCAAUAACACAUUAACACCUGUUGAUCUUUCCUUGAUUGUAUGACUCCCACAUAUCCACUGAAUAAUGAAAUAUCCCACUGCUCAAGGUGUCAUUGAU
This is a messenger RNA of Morus notabilis, 2691 nucleotides long. RefSeq lists its product as uncharacterized. Lineage: Eukaryota; Viridiplantae; Streptophyta; Magnoliopsida; Rosales; Moraceae. Gene Ontology annotation, cellular component: SAGA complex. Gene Ontology annotation, molecular function: transcription coactivator activity. The transcript has 2 exons. Gene Ontology annotation, biological process: regulation of transcription by RNA polymerase II. The coding region runs from base 844 to 2091 and encodes 415 amino acids. The record is from RefSeq and is a predicted model, not a curated record.